AUGUCAACAAAUCCAGCUGACGCAUAUGCUGAAAAGCUGAGACGUGAAAGAGAAGCGAGCCCCAUCGUAAUUGAUCGUCUGGACGAUAAUGUGUUGGCAAGUAAGUGUUCCCUGGGCUAGCUAUGCGGACCACACCUUGCUGAUUCAGUACUUCAGAGUUGCCAGAGGGAUCUGAGGUGGUCUCUGCCGUACCCUCCGGGGCAAGCGCUUGGUGCAAGACGUUCCGUUCCGUAUUGACGCAAAGUUGAAGAAUGGUGAACUCAAACCUUACUUUAUGAAGGUCGGUACCCAUGUGCAUUCACAUCUAGCCCAGAUCCCUGGGGCCCCCUAUUGUUCACACAUGAUUAUAGUAUGAGUCAGGUGAGCCUGGCCGGCGCAUGGUGGAAGGUGCUUUCCAGUCUGACUCUGUCUACGCCUCCUACGCCCCGGAUAACGUGCCUACACCCGUGGGCUUUGGUGAAUUCAAAGAUGAUUCUGGCACAUGGUUCUACGUCUGCGAAUUCCAUGACAUGGUCGAUGAUCUGCAAGAUGUCGUGGACUUGGUCGAUAUUCUCUCCAAGGUUCAUAGGACCAGUAUGGGAAAGUCUCCAACAGGCAAAUUCGGAUUCGCCGUACCAACGCAUCUUGCGAAUAUCCCAAACGACAACACUUGGCAAGACACAUGGGAGGCAUUUUUACCCAGGCUAUGAAUUCUAUGUAUGAUUUUGAGAAGCGGGCCCAGGGUAGAGACGAGGAACUGGACAACCUCUUCGAUGCCCUUUGCAACAAGGUUAUACCGAGACUUCUUCGUCCUUUGGAAUCAGAGGGGCAUUCUAUUGAGCCUUGUCUUAUCCACUCCGAUCUAUGGCCUGGUAAUUGCAUGCUGGAUGCAAACACAGGAGAUAUCAUUAUGUUUGACUCUUGUGCAUUCUGGGGUCACAACGAGGCAGAUUUGGGCCCUUGGCGGGCGCCACGAUAUCGACUUGGAAGACCAUAUCUCAGACAAUAUCAGAAGGUCAUGGGGAUUUCAGAGCCACAGGCUGAUUGGGAUGACUGGAAUGCGCUAUAUGCUUUGUAGGUGGAAAUUCCUGCAGCGAAACGAAUACAUGCUCACUGAUCUUCAGGCGCUAUGAUUUCUUGGUUUCUGCCUUGUAUCCUAACGAGACAAAGUUUCGCGACAUGUAUGUUAUCGUUUCAUUCCGGCAAUUCAGAGAGGUCUAACAUGAUGCAGGGCAAGAAGGGAGCUGCGUGCGCUGGUGGAGUAUUAUCCUGGUGGCUUGCAGGAGUACUAUGAUCAGUCAAAUGCCACAAAGCACUCUGGAGAAAUUGAACUUGAUCCCCAGAUAAUUGUUGGUAAGAGCUCUGGUCACUCAAUUUAGGAUCAGAACGAGUGGAAGGUUGAUUUCGUAUGUAGCACUCCCACCAGAUUCCAAAGUUUAAGCUGCUCAGGGGUAUGGGAUCAGCAACUGGAAUCAGACUGGCUAUAUCCAAUUUCAACAAAGGGAUAAAUCAGAUGUGACACGUUGGUUUCUCAAAGUACCUUUGUCCGUGUUGGGUUAAUUUAGUUCAUCUAACUCGUAUCUAGAUUUCCACGGGAGACCGUGGACUUGGAAUGAUGAAGGGCGAGUAUGAAUAGACGAGGGAAAUUUGUAAAGUGUCACCCACGUUUGCCCCGCGCCUUAUUUCCUGAGGUUCCUGUUCAAACUACAAUCACCAUUUCAUUCUCUUAAAGUUUCAAGAUCUUGAGCCAGGUGCUCGGUCCACCGAAGACUUUGCAAGAUCUCUUGCAAAGUUGCACCAGAACAGUCGCUCGCCAAAUAGUUGGUUUGGCUUUCAUAUCACCACGUAUAAUGGCAAUCUGCCACAAGACAAUCCCUGGACAAGAUCUUGGGAAAAGUUCUUCUCCAAUAGACUACGACAGAUGCUAUCCAUAGAGCAAGCGAUCCAAGGACCCAGCCCAGAGCCUCAAGGGCUUUCCGAGGCGUUGUUGGAGAAGGUCGUACCGAGGCUUUCGCGUCCAUUAGAAACAGGAGGUAGAACAAAGAAGCCUAGCCUUUUAUACAGAGACCUUUAG
Hymenoscyphus albidus is the source of this 2053-nucleotide messenger RNA. Lineage: Eukaryota; Fungi; Ascomycota; Leotiomycetes; Helotiales; Helotiaceae. The record is from the annotation of a GenBank genome assembly.